Molecule: messenger RNA, 1008 nt
Organism: Theobroma cacao (cacao)
Lineage: Eukaryota; Viridiplantae; Streptophyta; Magnoliopsida; Malvales; Malvaceae
Cellular component (GO): plasma membrane
Source: RefSeq, a predicted model, not a curated record
CAGCCAAACCCCAAGCUUUUCUGGAGAAAUCCAUCUACUACUUUGUUUUUCUUCAUAUCCCCAUAAACAGAAAGCUUCUUCAAUUCUUGAAUCCUGUUUGUAGUUCAAAACCCAAGAGAAAACAAUGGUUGGGACUACUUUCAAGGACUGGUGUCGUUAUUUUCAGUACAAGGAAGGUGCAAACGAGGAGGACAGGGAUAAGAAUAGAGCCGACGCCCGCAACGCUCUCUUGGUAGUUGCGACCCUUAUAGCUGCCGUGACCUUCCAAGCUGGGGUUAACCCCCCUGGCGGUGUAUGGCAGGAAACCAAGGCUGACCAUAUAGCAGGCACUGCUAUCUGUGCAUCUGACUCAGAUGCCUACUACGUUUUCUUGACUUCCAACACCCUAGCCUUUUCUGCAGCGGUACUUGUCAUUAUGUCUCUCACGCAUAAUUUUCCUUUCAAGUUUGAAGUAAGGGUUGCUGGCGUUUCAAUGAUUAUAACUUAUGGAUCUGCAAUCUUUGCUGUUACCCCGGAUGGAGAAACGUUUCAACUCGCCUUGAUCACGGCUGCUGCGCCUUUAAUUUUGCGGUGCUUGAUCCAGCUGUUGGUUAAGUUGAAAAACAGGAAACCUGAACCUCCAUGCUUGAUCCAGGCAUUUGUCGGACCUAGGAACAAGACAGCAGAGCCCCCGAAAGACCAGACGCAGCAAGCAAACCCUUAGGUGGAUGGUUUUCACUCUCAACUCCUAGAAGGUGGGAGCCUGAAUAAUCUAGAACUCAAGCUAUAUAUAUAUUUACGGGAUGUGGACAUAGGGUAUGUAUCCAAGAUUUGCCGGUUUCUCAUGAUAAGAUUAAAAAUAGAAAAAAAAAUCUUGAAAAAAUAAAAAAUUGAAAAUAGUUUUGUACCAAAUUAAUACUAGUAUUUGUGAGUUUGUCUUCCUAAGUGAUGUAAAAUUAAGUUUGUAUAAUAAGUAAAUAAAGUGUGUAAUUUUGUAUGUUCCAUAUAUAAAUAAAGUACCUGUUUGUU